AUGAUUUCACCUGCUCGCUUAGUUCAACUGAGUAUUUUUUUGUUUACGAUUCAUCUAGUUAUAUGCAAACUGGAGUUUACCAACAUUAAGUGCGUUACCCUCGAUCCAGAGUUUGCCGUCUUUCACUAUUGUUUUUUAAAAUCAGUUAAUCGUACAUACAAGUACUAUUCCCUAAAAGUGAAGUUGCUAAAGACACCCGUCAGCAAUGUAAAAAUCAACAUAGCAACAUUCCAGAGAUUAAAUGGUUAUAAGCCCUUUCUGUAUAACGUAACCGUAGAUGGCUGCAGGUUUUAUAAACACCAAAGAUCGAAUCCAGUUUUCUCUUACUUUUUCAAUUUUUUCAAAGACUACUCCAAUAUAAAUCAUUCCUGUCCCUACGACCACGAUAUCAUUCUGGAUAAGGUUUCAAUAAGUCAUGCUAAUACGCAAGUAACUAACGUUCUUCCAGUUCCCCAUGGGAACUACUUAUACCGAGCGGACUGGUAUGCUUACAAUAUUAAGCGUGCUACUGUGGACGUAUACGCCAAAAUAUAUUAG
Molecule: messenger RNA, 537 nt
Organism: Drosophila melanogaster (fruit fly)
Lineage: Eukaryota; Metazoa; Arthropoda; Insecta; Diptera; Drosophilidae
Exons: 4
Coding region: 1-537 (178 amino acids)
Source: RefSeq, marked reviewed